Messenger RNA from Schizosaccharomyces cryophilus OY26, 561 nucleotides. RefSeq names its product ADP-ribosylation factor Alp41. Gene Ontology annotation, biological process: protein folding. The record is from RefSeq and is a predicted model, not a curated record. Gene Ontology annotation, molecular function: GTP binding; GTPase activity. Bases 1 to 561 code for a protein of 186 amino acids. Lineage: Eukaryota; Fungi; Ascomycota; Schizosaccharomycetes; Schizosaccharomycetales; Schizosaccharomycetaceae. Gene Ontology annotation, cellular component: cytoplasm; microtubule cytoskeleton. The transcript has 6 exons.
AUGGGUCUAUUAACCAUACUACGAAAGCAGAAGUUGAAAGAAAAGGAAGCUAGAGUUCUAUUACUAGGUUUAGACAAUGCGGGCAAAACGACGAUCUUGAAACGCCUACUAAACGAAAAUAUAAGUACAGUGUCCCCUACGUUUGGUUUCCAAAUUCGUACUAUAAAUGUGGAAGGACUCCAUUUAACAGUUUGGGAUAUAGGAGGUCAGAAAACUUUACGAAGCUUUUGGAAAAAUUAUUUUGAGUCAACAGAGGCCAUCAUUUGGGUCAUAGAUAGCCUUGAUGAAUCGAGACUACAAGAAUGCAAAUACCAACUGCAUGAACUUUUACUGGAAGAAAAAUUACUAAAUAUAAGUCUGUUAAUUUUGGCUAAUAAAUCUGAUGCUGCGGGCUCUUUAAACGCCAAGAAAAUUGAGCAGCUACUACAUUUGGAUGUACUAAAAUCUCAACACUACGGUAUUUUUUCGGUAUCUGCAAUAACCGGUGACGGUAUUCAAGAAGCUAUGUAUUGGUUAGCUUCUGAUUUAAAAGAAAGUAAAAUGGGCAUUUUAUCAAAUUAA